This is a messenger RNA of Cantharellus anzutake, 585 nucleotides long. RefSeq lists its product as uncharacterized. NCBI's taxonomy places the organism in Eukaryota, Fungi, Basidiomycota, Agaricomycetes, Cantharellales, Hydnaceae. The transcript is spliced from 2 exons. The coding region runs from base 116 to 469 and encodes 117 amino acids. The record is from RefSeq and is a predicted model, not a curated record.
GUUGCUAGUGUACAAGAAUGGGGCAUCUCAACCGGUAGAAUUAUAAAGAAGAACAUCAUUUUAUGUACUAUACUAUACCGAUAUGAUGAACGAAAUGAAUGAAUGAACAUAAAGUAUGUACUACCCCCCCAUGCAAGGCCGUCGCUUAAUUUUUAUCUGUCCCCGGAAACGAACUGCGGUCCGAUCCAUGAUCUUCGCAACAAGCGCAAUCAACGCAUCAGUGCUGCAUGUGCCACUGUGUUACUACCAUUAUACCGACUGUUCGGUAUACGCAGUAGUAUUAUUGCCACCGGUAGUAGUAGUACUAGUACUAGUUACAGCACUUUUACUUAAACGUCGAUCCGGUAACUUGCCACAUGGUUUUCAUUAUCGUGUAUGCAUUUUCGACCCUAAAUCGGUGAAAGGGGGAAGAGGCCGAUCACCUUCUGCCUUCCUAUAUAAAUACCAAAAUUUAUCUUUUUUUUCAUGAUGCACCAAUGGGGACCAUGGAUUCACUAUAUUAGUAUCUGAUGAGGGAAGAAGACACUCACUGGUAGGAAAGAAAUCCCGCGGGCACGAGUACUAGCUUAUACAACCUUCCAUGCA